AUGGUCAUGUCAGAGUCAGAAUCAGAUCUCUUAAAGCCAGAGGGACACAGUGCCAAACCAGGUUCAGGUUCCAAAAUUAAAUUCUUAACUUUAAACACUUGGGGUUUAAAAUUUGUAUCAAAAUUUAGAAAAGAUCGUCUUCGAGCUAUUGGCGAUAAAAUUCGUCUGGAACAUUUCAAAUAUGAUGUUAUUGCUCUACAAGAAGUUUGGUGUAAAGAAGAUUGGGAUUAUAUUGAAGAAACUGUUAGUGAUUUUUUCCCAUAUAGAAGAAUUUUUUAUUCUGGUAUAAUUACAGGUCCUGGAUUAGCUAUACUUUCUAAAAUUCCAAUUGAUUCAACUUUCCUUUAUAGAUUCCCUAUAAAUGGUAGACCAAGUGCAUUUUGGAGAGGUGAUUGGUUUGUGGGGAAAUCAGUUGCUGUUACUUUAUUAAGACCUUUAGAUGAUGAUUCAUUUCCUUUGGCAAUUUUAAAUUCUCAUAUGCAUGCACCUUAUUCACUUGAAGGUGAUGCUGCUUAUACAUGUCAUAGAUCUUGUCAAGCUUGGGAUUUUGCUAAAUUAUCUAAAUUACUUUCUAAAGCGGGUUAUGCUGUGGUAAUUGUGGGUGAUUUAAAUUCAAGACCUGGUUCUUUACCUCAUAAAUUUCUUACAUUAGAAACUACUUUAAUUGAUAGUUGGGAACAAUUAAAUGGUGUUCAAGAUUUAAAUAAGAUUAAAAAUCUAUCACCGGAUUUACAAAUUGAAAUUGGUGGUACAACUUGUGAUUCAACUUUAAACACUUGGAGAUCAAAUCGUCAUCCAACUGAAGCUUGUAGAUUAGAUUAUGCACUUAUUGAUUCUUCCAAAUUGAAAACUCUUGAGGCAAAAGUUGAUUUUACAGAGCAAAUACCUGAAAUUGGUUCAUAUUCUGAUCAUUUUGCCUAUUCAUGUACAUUACAAAUUUCAUCAAAAAAUUCAUAUAAAUCAUUAACAAGAUCAAAUAGUAUUACAGUAAAUACAGUGGAAUAUUAUGAUGAAAUGUUGGAAUUAUUGAGAAAUUAUAAUAAAACUGCUAAAUGGCAAAAAUCAUGGAGAGGUUGGCAUUUUAUUUUAUCAAUAGUUUUAUUAAUUAUAAUUCAUAUUGUGGCACCUUUUACAUCCCAGAGAGCUUCAUGGUCCUCGGUAUUUUGGGUUUUCAGUGCUACAAUAAUUUCAAUAACUGGAUUAAUUGAUGGAUUAAUUUCUUAUCUUUUUGGAAGAUCUGAAAUAAGAGCUUUAGAAGAAGUUAAACAAGAAGUUUUAGAUGCUAAAAGAAGUUUACAAACAAUUGUUUAUAAUUAA
Molecule: messenger RNA, 1317 nt
Organism: Hansenula ciferrii
Lineage: Eukaryota; Fungi; Ascomycota; Saccharomycetes; Phaffomycetales; Wickerhamomycetaceae
Gene: ISC1
Product: inositol phosphosphingolipid phospholipase
Exons: 1
Coding region: 1-1317 (438 amino acids)
Cellular component (GO): cytoplasm
Molecular function (GO): sphingomyelin phosphodiesterase activity
Source: RefSeq, a predicted model, not a curated record